Molecule: messenger RNA, 1463 nt
Organism: Xenopus tropicalis (tropical clawed frog)
Lineage: Eukaryota; Metazoa; Chordata; Amphibia; Anura; Pipidae
Source: RefSeq, a predicted model, not a curated record
CAGCUGGAGGCCGGAAGCGGAAGUGCAGCCUACAGCCGGCGCAUAGAGAAACCUUCCCUGCGCGGCUCUAAGCCUAGGAGAGUAGGGCUCUCCCCAUUCCUCUGCUAUGUCCCAGGAGAGGUUUCCAGACGCGCCCAAAAGGAGCUGUGAAAAAUCCACCAGCGUGGAAGCAAAGCUUGCAACCAAUCCGUGCAAAACCCCCAUUCAGCAGCUGCAUGAAUUUGGAACAAAGACUGGUAACCCUCCCGUGUACACCUUAAUAAAAGCAGAAGGAGAAGUACAUAACCCUAGUUUCACUUUUCGGUUGGUUAUUGGUGAUAUAGUUAGCUCAGGAGAGGGACCAAGCAAGAAAGCCGCAAAACAAAAAGCCGCUGAAUCAGCACUGAACAUAUUACAAGGAAGCACUGGCAAAUGCCUGCCUGUAAAGAAUACUGUAAGGGAUGUGCCCAAGCAACCACUGAAUCAGAUGAAGGAGAAUCCUGUUGGCUCACUACAGGAGUUAUCUGUGCAGAAAGGAUGGCGCCUUCCAGAAUAUACAGUGGCUCAAGAGUCCGGUCCCCCUCAUGAAAGAGAGUUCACUAUAACUUGCCGUGUGGAAACCUUUGUAGAAACUGGAUCUGGAACCUCUAAAAAAGUAGCCAAGAGGGUUGCUGCAGAUAAACUUCUUACCAAACUUAAGGCCAUUCCAGUUGAUAAUAUGAAUAUAUCUCUAAACAAGGUGAUUGGAAAUAACCUUAGUUGCACUUGGGACAGCAUGAGGAAUUCAUCCGGGGAGAAGAUAUGCAUGCUGAAAAGAAGCCCUCUGAGUAUUCCCUAUACUGAUUAUGUGAAAAUGCUCAAUGAUCUAGCAAAAGAACAAGACUUCCGCCUCACCUAUCUCGAUAUAGAUGAGCUGAGUGUUAACGGACAGUACCAGUGUCUUGCCGAGCUGUCCACAAAUCCCAUAACAGUGUGUCAUGGAACAGGGGUCACUUGUGGGAAUGCACACAAUGAUGCUGCACACAAUGCACUGCAAUAUUUAAAGAUAAUGUCUCUCAGAAAGUGACAUCCCACGAGACUCCCAGCAAAACCCUCUUCUGGUAUCAUUUUCUCCCCCCCCCAAUAACAAACAGUAAGUAAUGUUACACAGAAAUGGUUUCUGGGGACAUGAUUUAAGUGACAGAGCAAUGAAUUACUGCCUCUUUUACCUUGGGCUAGAGCCUCUGUGCUUCUUAUCUGCUAUGGAAUUGAUUUGUUCUCUUGUUUUUGUUUCAUACUUCGUUGAAAAUUAAUCCCCUAUUUAAAAUGUAUGAAUUUCACUGAAGGAAUGCUUUGCAGAAGGCAUCCUAUUAAAAAGCUUUAAAACAUGGGGGGCAUUUUUUUUUUUUUUAUAAUUGUGAUUUUUUUUUUUUAAGUGGAUUUUAAAAAAAGAUAACCAAAAAAAAUGUAUUUAGUCAUUGUUUAAUAAAUUGUUUUUGAAGAGA